AUGAAGGUCUUUGUUUUGUGUGUUUUGGCUACCGUAGUCGUGUCCGACAACUUUACUCCAAAGUUGAACAACCCAAUUACUGGCGGUGAGUUCACCUACUACGAUGCCUCUGGCUCCGGAGCUUGUGGCUUGCCUUUGACUGGAUGUAACGCCGCCGUAUCUGCUUCUUUGUUCACUCCCACCAGUACUUGGGGUCCAAAUGCUCAAGGUGUAUAUGUUCUCCAAGACCCAGUUUGCGAGGACAAGUGCGUCAAGAUCCAAUACAAUGGCAAAACGUAUGUUAUACUGUGGUUUUUAGCUUGAUAGUCGUCUUGUCUUUGUCAUACCUUUUUACUAUUCGUAUUAAAAAUGACUGUAAAUACAAGCCCAUCAAAUUCACUUUAGUGCUUCCUUCCCAAUCACCGACAAGUGCCCAGGAUGCGACGCCAACCACGUUGAUCUAGCCACCAAGGCCUUCACCGUCUUGGAACCAAACACUGCUGUUGGCGUAGCCAAAGAUGCUACCAUUACCUACGUUGACUGUUCCUCCACCACCGUCAGCACUUGUUAA
This is a messenger RNA of Bursaphelenchus okinawaensis, 550 nucleotides long. The record is from the annotation of a GenBank genome assembly. Lineage: Eukaryota; Metazoa; Nematoda; Chromadorea; Rhabditida; Aphelenchoididae.